AUGGGCAGUUUUGAGUUGCAUGGUUCGAGAACUGAGUUGAUAGAUCUACCGGCAGUGACCCCAGAGCCAUUAUUGUCAAGGCCCGAAGCUACCCAUAAAAACAAUCUCAAUCAUUCGGUAGUUGAGCCUCAGAGUCAGAUAUCCCAACCGGGAUAUUUGCACGGGCUUCGACUAUGGAUUGUAGGGGUCAGUGUCGCGCUAGGUCUCUUCUUAGCCACCGCUGAGAUUACAGUCAUCAGCACAUCGCUUGUCACCAUCAGCGAACACCUUGAAGGAGGCGAUCAAAGCAGUUGGGUCAUCACAUCAUACCUUCUAACCUACACCGGAUUCCUCGCGCCUUGGUCUAAAUGUGCGCUUGCUUUUGGUCUCAAGCCAACCUUGUUGAGCAGUCUGCUCCUAUUCAUUGCUUUUUCCGGGGGCUGUGGUGCCGCCCAAAGCAUCGACCAACUGAUUAUCUGCCGCACUUUCCAAGGGAUCGGUGGCUCCGGACUUUUCGCGCUUGGACUAUAUACCCUACUGCGCAUUGUGCCUCCGAACAGAUUUGAGGUUGCCAAUGCCGUGGGGUCCGGCGUGCUGACUUUCGCCCUUAUCUUAGGAUCGCUGAUCGGAGGUGGCAUUAGCAGCUCCAGCUCGUGGCGCUGGGUUUUUCUCUUCAACGUGCCUGCGGGAGGAUGGGCGUGGAUUAUGCUCUGCCUGUUCUUUCCGAAGAACUUUCCUCGAGGAUUAACAAGUCGUUCUGCGCAGAGCAAAUUGCAUCAAUAUCUAACCCAGGCGGACCUGUUAGGAUAUCUGCUUCUUCUGGGAUUUUCCCUGCUGCUAGUGGCCGCCUUGGAGGAAGCCAACGUUCGCUAUGCCUGGUCAUCGGGGAUCAUUAUCGGGUGUUUAACCGGUUCAGGUGUCCUUCUGGCGGCCUUUCUGGCGUGGGAGUGGAUCCUCAGUGGCCGGAAGCACGUGCGCAUAGAGCCAAUGCUGCCAUGGCGAUUGUUCAAAAGCAGGGUGGUGUUGGGAAUCAUCAUUGGCUUCUUCUCAACCGGGCCUGCAAUCACUAUACUAUACAUCGAGUUGCCCCAGAGAUUUCAAACGGUCAAUAACUUCACCCCCAUCGAGGCGGGUCUCCGAGUUCUUGCCUUUGGGGUGGGAUCCCCUGCGGGGGCAUUUUGCUGCAGCGUCCUCGCCGGUCGCUUGAGAACCCCGUUUGUGCAUCUGACGCUAGCUGGGUCCGUGCUACAGAUAGUGGGGGCCUUUCUGCUGUCUUCCGUGCCUCCCACUGUGAACGCCUGGCCGGGCGAGUAUGGAUACAUGGUUGUAACUGGUCUGGGCACCGGGAUAUCCAUCGCGGCCCUGUAUAUGGCGGUUCCCUUGGUGGUCAGACAUCGUGAACAAGCCAUUGUAAUGGGCUUGACCCUCCAGGCACGCAUGUUAGGUGCCUCAUUAGGCAUCGCUAUUGUGAAUAGCAUUCUGACCAAUUACGUCAAGGGGCAUCUCGCGCCCGCUGAGGCUGCUGCAGACCCGAAUCACCUCACGGGAUUGCCGAUGAGUGUCCAGGAAACGAUCCGGACCGCGUAUGCACAUGGCUAUAAUCGUCAGAUGUACGCAGUGGGGGCUUGCGGCGUGGUCCAACUGUUCGGUGUUGCACUGAUGUGGAAGAAAGACCAAGUCCGCUUCGAUCCUCAAGCGAAGACAUCUUGGGUGUAUGAUCACGAGACCGAUCAGAACUCUGGAAACUUGAACGGCUCGGUAAGUUAG
This is a messenger RNA of Aspergillus luchuensis, 1746 nucleotides long. RefSeq lists its product as uncharacterized. The transcript is spliced from 6 exons. Gene Ontology annotation, biological process: transmembrane transport. The record is from RefSeq and is a predicted model, not a curated record. The coding region runs from base 1 to 1746 and encodes 581 amino acids. NCBI's taxonomy places the organism in Eukaryota, Fungi, Ascomycota, Eurotiomycetes, Eurotiales, Aspergillaceae. Gene Ontology annotation, molecular function: transmembrane transporter activity.